Molecule: messenger RNA, 3162 nt
Organism: Hyaloscypha bicolor E
Lineage: Eukaryota; Fungi; Ascomycota; Leotiomycetes; Helotiales; Hyaloscyphaceae
Product: CBF-domain-containing protein
Exons: 4
Coding region: 1-3162 (1053 amino acids)
Cellular component (GO): nucleus
Source: RefSeq, a predicted model, not a curated record
AUGGCGCGGCGGAAGACCAAUCUAGCAAAAGCGGCCAAUGGUGGAACCAUCCUCUCAUUCGAUGAGAAUGCACUAUCGACAUUGACUGCUCAGAUUGGGAAAGGAUUCGAUGCUGGGAAAUCGGAGCAAGCAGGAGAGACCAACCGAGGACAAAAAGGGAGCAGUGGGACCAAACACCGGACGCCUGUGACAGCACAAUCGAAGACAAAGCCCGGGGCAAUCGCCAGAGGCACGAAAAGGGAUAUUCGUGGCAAUGCAAAAGUAGCUGGGAGUGAGCCAUCCACGAAGCAUAAAAAUGGAAAUGGAAUCGGCAACCGAGCUGUCUUAUUGAAGGAGAUAUUGGCGCUUGGGGGAACCGAAGAAGACUUGGACCUUGUGGCAGAUGCUACGUCGGACGAAGAAGACAGCGAUUCGAAUGCAGCUCUUCCCGACAAGUCCUUUCGGAAAGAGCUUGCAAGCUUUGUUGCUGGGCUUGGUAUUGAGGGAGAGCUUCACGAAGUUGGUGGCGAUGAUAGCGACAAAGAAGAUAUGGGUGACGAUUGGGAGAACGCUUCAGAUGUGAACAGCUCGACUGGUUCUGAGGGUGGAGAAGAUGUUGAGUCAACGUCAACUGCUCUUCCCAAGCCUCCCUUAGAAGAUCCCAAGCGAUUAAUUUUUGAGGCACGACCUGACUGGCAUGCUACCCCUUUACCCCCUCUUCCGAAUCCGGAAGGUGUCGAGCCUGCCAGCUAUCGUGAUGCUAUUCUUAAUCUGAAAGAUUACGCCUUGUCUCUUCUUGAAGCCGACGGGAACCUUUAUACUUCCAAGCACCUCUCAUCGUCUUCGUCACAUCGAUUUCUCUCUACUAUCAUGUCGUCGGGUACUCUUUCUGACAGAGUUUCUGCGUUGACUUUGGUUGUCCAAGAGUCCCCGGUGCAUACCAUCAAAUCAUUCGAAAGCCUCCUGACACUGGCCAAGAAAAGAAGCCGUGGACAAGCCGUGUCUGCCUUGGGUGCAUUAAAGGAUUUGCUGGGAGUAGGAGUUGUUCUCCCAGCCGAUAGACGUCUCCGAGCCUUUGCAACGCAACCAGGUCUUCUUGGUACAUUACAGGAGAGCUCAACUGCAACCUGGAAGCUGGGACAGAAACUUCCGGGAGCAAUAUCAAAAGCGCAUCUGAUUUCAUGGGCCUUUGAGGAUUGGCUGAAGGAGUCUUAUUUUGAUAUGUUGAAAGUCCUUGAGGGCUGGUGCAACGACGAGGUUGAAUAUGCUCGUUCAAGGGCAGUAACUUAUGUGUACGAGUUGUUGAAGGAGAAGCCUGAGCAGGAGGCUAAUCUGCUUCGUUUACUGGUUAAUAAACUCGGAGAUCCCGACAAAAAAAUCGCUUCUCGGUCGUCAUAUCUCUUGCUCCAACUACAAACGUCCCACCCAUUAAUGAAAUCUAUCAUUAUUCGGUCAAUAGAGAGCGAACUUCUUCUACGGCCCGGCCAGAGCUCUCACGCAAGAUAUUACGCUAUUAACACUCUGAAUCAGACCAUUUUGAACGGCAAGGAGGAAGAAGUUGCACAAAAACUUCUAGGUAUCUACUUCAACCAAUUCGUGUCCCUCUUGAAGAAGCCCGAACCUCCAACAAUACCAGCAGGGCCUGUCAUCAACCAUAAGGGCCAAGUUCAAGGCGGAGGUGCUCCUAUGGGGAAGAAAGCAAAGGCCAAAGCUGCGAAAGAGAUGGAGGCAAAGGCGGCAAAUGAGGAUACGACGGAGAAGAUGAUAUCAGCAGUUUUGACUGGUGUCAACCGAGCAUUUCCCUUUUCCAAAACAGAUGACCUCACCCUCGAAAAGCAUAUGGAUACCCUAUUCAGAAUCACACAUUCCUCAAACUUCAACACUAGUAUUCAGGCAUUGAUGUUGAUAGAGCAAUUGGCUACAUCAAAACAUGUGGCUGUUGACAGAUUCUUCCGAACACUGUACGAGUCGCUGCUGGACCCUCGUCUUAUCACGUCUUCUAAACAUGCGCUAUAUCUCAAUCUCCUGUAUCGAGCACUGAGAUCCGACCUUAACAUCAAGCGUGUCAAAACGUUCGCCAAACGAAUACUCCAAGUCAUAACUUUACAUCAGCCUCCGUUCAUCUGUGGUAUCCUGUAUUUGUUGAGAGAACUUGAGACUACUUCCCCUGGACUCAAGUCUCUCUUGAGUGACCCCGAAGAGAAUGGCGACGCUGACGAGGAAGUUUUCCGUGAUGUCUUGGAGAAUGGGGCCGAUUUGACGCCUCGAGAGCAGCAUGAUGUAAACAGCCGCAAAGUUGCUUACGACGGUCGAAAACGAGACCCAGAGCAUAGUAACGCGGACAAGAGUUGUUUAUGGGAGUUAAUCCCUUUCCUCCACCACUUCCACCCGUCUGUCUCCCUCUUCGCUACACGCCUUUUGAGCAAUGAAAAAAUGCCGCCCAAACCCGACUUGGCUUCACACACUCUUUCAAAUUUCCUGGACCGGUUUGUGUACAGAAACGCGAAGGCAGCCGCCGGAGGCCCUCGUGGAAGUUCAAUUAUGCAGCCAUUGGCUGGUGGCGAUAGUCGUGGGGUUCUUUUGUCGAGCAAGACUGCUAAUCACGCUCAAGGCUCUGUCAACACGGAAGCAUUCUGGCACAAGAAGGUGGAAGACGUCGCAGUCGAUGAGGUGUUUUUCCACAAGUACUUUAGUCAGAUUGGGAAAGCUAAGCAAGCCCUGGGGAAAAAGAAGGGUGGGCAAACAGCUACUGCGGGCUCGGAGGAUGAAAAUGAAGAGAACGAAGAUGAGAUUUGGAAGGCCCUGGUUGACUCAAGGCCGGAGGUAGAAGGAAAUUCUGAUGAUGAAUCCGAACUGGAGAUGAUGGAUCUGGAUGAGUCCGAGGCGGAAUCUUCUGCCGGUGGGUUUGAAAUGGGUAGUGAUGACGAAAAUGCCCGGAAUUUCGAACAUUCCGAAAUGGGAGGAUCGGACGGAUUUGAGGUCGGAGGUCUCUUCGAUGACGAGGACGAUUCGGGGUCGGAAAUCGAGCAGCUGUUUGCACUUGAGACUGGACAGGCAGAGGAACCACAGCAAGGCGAAGAUACGAGCAAGCAAAGGCGGAAGAAGCUGAAAAGUCUCCCAACAUUCGCUUCCGUGGAAGACUACGCUGGGAUGCUGGAUAAUGACGAGGAUGAGGAUCUGUAA